Penicillium daleae is the source of this 408-nucleotide messenger RNA. RefSeq names its product RidA family protein. Gene Ontology annotation, cellular component: cytosol. Lineage: Eukaryota; Fungi; Ascomycota; Eurotiomycetes; Eurotiales; Aspergillaceae. The transcript has 2 exons. Bases 1 to 408 code for a protein of 135 amino acids. Gene Ontology annotation, molecular function: deaminase activity. The record is from RefSeq and is a predicted model, not a curated record.
AUGUCUCACCUUCAGUACUUUUCCUACAAGGGCGUUGGCGAGCGGAACCGCGAAACUUUCAAGUACAGCCAAGCUGUCAGAAUUGGCGACCGGAUCGAAUGUGCUGGCCAAGGUGGCUGGGACCGUGAGACUGGCGAGAUUUCCCGGGAAAUCAAUGCACAGAUUGACCAAGCAUUCGCCAAUGUCGAACAUAACCUCAAGGACGCCGGUGGUGAAGGGUGGAGCCAGGUGUUCCGUGUCAAUUCGUACCAUGUGCCCAUCAAUAAUGAGGCAUUGGAGGCAAUGGUACGCAAUUUCAAGAAGUACAUGCCCGGACAUCAACCGAUUUGGACCGGCGUUGGUGUUCCCCGCCUUGGAGAGGAUGGCAUGCGCGUAGAGAUUGAAGUGGUUGCGCAUUUGCCGAAUUAA